Blepharisma stoltei is the source of this 2084-nucleotide messenger RNA. Lineage: Eukaryota; Ciliophora; Heterotrichea; Heterotrichida; Blepharismidae. The record is from the annotation of a GenBank genome assembly.
AUGGGGAGUGGAGGCAGCAAAUUUAAUAAAUAAUUAAACGAUUAAACUGACCAUAAGCGGGUAAAUUUAUUAGUAUUGUCUUGGCUCCAGGAAUAGUUGGCUUGAUAGACUCCGGAGUACAAAUGAGGAAAGUGGAAGGCUUUUUUUUUUUUGAUUUCUGGCCAGUCUAAGGGAUCAGCUCCCUAGAUCGGAGUCAUCGUCAUCUGAAGAGUGCCUAAUGGUCAUGAUGAGAGAAGACCAUGUGUAGGUAAAACCUGACUAGCUAUCUGGCUGUGACAUCAUAUUUAAAAAGGGACAAGUCCCUGCUUCAGUUUUCAAAAGGAGAGGUCCUCCUGCUCCAUAAGAGUGCCUCGGAGGUUAAUUUCCCUCAACUCACCAUUUUAUUUCUGGAGGCAGCAAGGAAUCUGUGAUGCACGGUCUUAAAGAAGAAAUCGAUAAGACCAAGCACCAAAAGCAUAAGCUAGAAGAAGAAAGGGAAGAGCUCAAAGAAGACCAAAAGAAACACCAAGAAAAAGAGGCUGAACACCAGCGAAAGCUAGCAGAGGUAAAACAGAUUCAUGAAGGCCUUGACAAGCGUCACAAAGAACUCAAAAGAGAGCUUGGUAACGUUGAACCCGAAGUACAAGCUGUCAAGAACAAGAAGAUCGCCUUAGAUGACAAAGUCAGAGUCGAUAAAAUAGCCAUAAAAACUAUGAACCAAGAAAUCGCCCAAGGUCAAGAGCACAUUGCUCAAAGCAAAGAAAUCAUCCAUACAAGAACAGAAGAAAUUGAAAAGCUCAGGAAAAAAGUAGAGAAGAAACAAGAAAAGCUUCACAAGUUCGAUGGGGUUGAUGCUUAUUUUUUAUAAAGAAAUUUAAUUUAUUUUUCAAAAUGGUUAUAACCUUGGUUUUAAAAAAUGAAAAAAAUAUAACUCCCGUCCAUGAGCAAAAAAAUUUUAUUCACAGAGGGUGUUAAUUUUUUUUUUUAAAUUUUUCUCAUAUUUUUUUUUAAUUUAAAAAGCCCCUAUUUGAAAUAAUUGAAAGCAAAUAUAGAAUUUUUCCAUAGAUGGCGCUGUUUGCCCUUGAUUUGCCCACUGAGAAAAUUUUUUGGUUUGUCCAAACCAUAUGGUACUGGUCGAACCAAAAAAUUUUCUCAGUGCCCAAAUCAAGGGCAAACAGCGCCAAAUUUGGGAAAAUUCUAUAUUAAUUUAAUAUUUAUAAAAUGGAUGCUUUAAAAUGCAAACUGUUUAAAAUUAAACAGAGGUUUAAUUACAGCAAUUAUCAUUUAUAUAGCAAAAGUUUUCUGGUUCAGCUACAGGAGGAGUAAGUGAAAUUCAUAUAACUGGCUUUUUACCUGGAAAAAUAAAAACUAGCCGGGUUGAGGAGAGAAAAAAUGCAUUGACGUCAGAAGUCGCAAAUCUAGAAAAGCAGGCCAGCGACAAAGAAAAAGAAAUCCAAGCAGGAGAAGCCAGAAUUGAGAACAGAAAGAAAGAAAACAAAAGAAAGAAAGAGCUUCAAGGGCAAAUUGAAGACGAAAAAGAAAAAACUCCAAAAUUAACCAAUAAACUCAGUGAUGUUGAACAAGACGUCGCAGAACUCGUCAAUCUCCAACAAUCAGGAAUCGCAGUUCAAGCUGAAAACGAUAAAAUUAACCAGCAAAUUAACGCAACAGCAAUAACUCCUCAGGAAACUGACGCCAUGAAUAAGCUCAAAGAAACAGUCCGAGGCAAGGAAAAAGAAAUCGCUGACACUGAGCUCAUGAACUCCAGAAGAAACAAGCUCGGCAAGCAGCUGAACGAAACAAUGGCCAUUACCCCAGUCCUCGAAAAGAAAAAGGCCAAAAUUGUUGACGACAUCCACGCCCUAGAAAGAGAAAUCAAGAUGAGAAACGAAAAAGAGACUGAAGCCCUCGCUGAAGAGCUCAAUAAAAAAAUAAACAAGCUUAACGAUCAUGAAGCCGAAAUUAAUGAGCAUUAUGGAGAAGAACUGAAGAAGCUAGAAGAAAUAUUGGCAAAGAAAGCAGAAAAGAAGAGCAGAAGAGAAGAAGAGAGAAACGAAAUCCUUGGAAGAGUCAAUGAGCUUAAAACUGAACUUGCAGCAGCUUAA